Thunnus maccoyii (southern bluefin tuna) is the source of this 1894-nucleotide messenger RNA. RefSeq names its product iroquois homeobox 7 (gene irx7). The coding region runs from base 651 to 1655 and encodes 334 amino acids. The record is from RefSeq and is a predicted model, not a curated record. Lineage: Eukaryota; Metazoa; Chordata; Actinopteri; Scombriformes; Scombridae. Gene Ontology annotation, cellular component: nucleus. The transcript has 2 exons. Gene Ontology annotation, biological process: neuron differentiation; cell development; regulation of transcription by RNA polymerase II. Gene Ontology annotation, molecular function: RNA polymerase II cis-regulatory region sequence-specific DNA binding; DNA-binding transcription factor activity, RNA polymerase II-specific.
GCCGAUUAGUGCUAGACAUGAGAAGUGUUAAAUUCGUCAUAAAAAAUUACAUUAAACUGGUGUAAGCGCCCUUGUCGUGAAGACUAAAUAAAAUCUAACAUUAAAAAACAUACAAAUGGGGAACAUUUUGUCGCCCUAAACUAUGUUGGGUAUUAUUAUUUUAAAAUGUAAAAGUUUUAGCCUGCUGUUAAUGAGCCGUGUAUGUAUAAAAAAAGUGCUCAUAUCAAAAUUAACACAAAGAAUAAUGAUGCAAAUAUAAAGACUCUAUUUUUAUGACAAAAAAGAGAUAUUUGUUACAUAGAGAUGAUGGUUAACUUUAUGAGUCUUUAUUCACUUCUCCAAAGAAAAGGCUGAAUUUGAAUUGAAGUUCUCUCCAGAAGUCACUGUGUUGCGAUAAGUAGCACAUAUUUAGCCUCUCCACGAAAACGUUAAAAGGAACAGCGGAGGGCUUCUUUGAUGGGAUUUGUUGCCAGUGAAAGCUGUAGGUCUUUUGAACGUAGCUGUCAGUCAAUACCAGUGGGACCUCCCGCCCCCUCAUCCUACUCCCUCCCUCCCCCCCGCUGCACACACACGCUGGCAGCUGGGUGUAUAUAAAUAGAUCCAGGAGGUGGGACUGACACUCAAACCCGAAUAGCUGGGACGCAGGAAAGAUGCCCGCAUCGCAAUCUGGAUUUGGCAACUUCUUCUUGGAGAGGAACAUCAGCAUGCCGACUGGAUAUCAGAUCCCGGUGCUAGGGUGCUCACCGGGUGUGCAGCAGCAGCAGCAGCAGCAGCAACAUCAGGCUCAGCAUCUGGCAGCGAUGGCAGCUGGAGUUCCCAUAGCAUACUCAGGACUACAGGGAUACAACUUUAUCCCCUAUCCACACCACAGACACAUCGCACACAUGAACAACAGUUUCGACUUGAAGGCCGCCUCUCCCUACCAUCACGCACUCCUGGCUCGUGGGGGUGCUUUCUACCCGCCGUACCGUCCGGGAGCAGCUGAGGAUCCCGGUAGGGUCGCCAAAGUGGCCACACGAGAGAGCACCGGGGCGCUCAAGGCUUGGCUGAACGAGCACCUGAAGAACCCGUAUCCGACCAAGGGCGAGAAAAUCAUGCUCGCCAUCAUCACCAAAAUGAGCCUCACGCAGGUCUCCACCUGGUUCGCCAACGCGAGGCGACGUCUGAAGAAGGAGAACAGGGUCAGCUGGGCGUCUAAGGGGAAAUCCGACGAGGAGGACGAGGAGCAGGAAGGAGAGAGUGACGAAGACGAGAGUUCUCUGCAGAAAUGUCAUUUGGAUGAGCGGGAUGAGGAAGAGCCUCAAGCUGACCGCGCAGACACAGAUGAGCACGUCGAGAGCGCGUUGGACAGCUCAGCACCUGUGGAUGCACGUUUGGAGAUGUCGCAGCAGCAAAGCAGCGAGCAUGAAGACAGAGAGCUUGCAGUUGUCAAGAAAGUUGAGAAGAGUGACUCUGAUCACGUGCCAUCAGCUUUGGAGAGUAAAGAAAACAGUCAAAAACCCAAAAUCUGGUCCCUGGCAGAGACCGCGACCUCAGAGACUGUAAAGAAACCUCUGGACAAUAUUUACCACCCCGCCGGGAAACUGUGGGCUGACUGGGCUUCAAGAAACGGACUUUUUGUUCCCUCAUGUUACACCACUCAUGAAAUCCUCUGAGCGGGUAGCGAGACACAAAUAAGAGACAUUUUCCACAUCAUUUUUUUUGCACUUUAAAAUGUCAAACCUCAGGGAUUCUUUUCCUGAAGUUUGCAGUGAAAUGAAAAAAUAUGUUUCGAGACCAAAGACUAAACGUGUUGUGUUAUUGUAAAUAAAUGUAGAUGUAUUUUUCCAUUCAAAAACCUGUAAAUUAAGUUUCCUUUGUCUAAUCAUGAAGAAAUAUUUUUGCUUAAAUAAAA